AUGGCAGAAGGUCAUCGAUUUCUUAUUUUUAGUUUUAUUGCUAUUGCAUUUUUUCUUAUAAUAUCAAGAUGCAAUUCAUAUCCAGUCUUUAAUGAAUUAGCAAUUCCACCACGUUCUACAAAAGUUUUCCCACAAAACGAUGUUAAUCGUUAUAUGAAACAAUAUUAUGAAACAAUGGCACAUUUAAGAUAUUGGCGUCGAGAUAUUAAUGAAUCGGAUGAAGAUGAUGAUGAAAAUUUACACGCUAUGCUUCGACAAUAUAAAAAUUUAAACUCUAAACGUUAA
Adineta steineri is the source of this 285-nucleotide messenger RNA. Lineage: Eukaryota; Metazoa; Rotifera; Eurotatoria; Adinetida; Adinetidae. The record is from the annotation of a GenBank genome assembly.